CUCUCUCUCUCUCUCUCUCUCUCUCUGCAGAAUCGCCACCAUGCACUCACUAUCAUCACAGGCGAUGCGCCCUCUUUCUCUCUCGCCAUCCUUCACUCACUCGUCUUGUCAAUUUCGCUUCCUCUCUUCUCUCUCACUCCCUGUUUUCCAUAAAUUUCAAACCCGCCCCUCAUUUUACAAAAUUUAUCCAAAAGCUCCUCUUUUUGUCAGAAACUGCACUUCCAUAUCCGCCAAACCCUCUUCCGAGUUCCGCAAGGACCGGACCCAAGAGCCACCGGAUGAGAAGCUCCGCGCGCUUCGCGAGCUGUUUACCAAGCCUGGAGUUAACAUUGAUGCGUAUAUCAUACCUUCUCAGGACGCUCACCAGAGUGAGUUCAUUGCUGAAUGUUAUAUGAGGAGGACUUUUAUAUCUGGAUUUACUGGUAGUGCUGGCACUGCUAUUGUCACAAAGGAUAAAGCAGCUCUAUGGACAGAUGGUCGUUACUUUCUCCAGGCUGAGAAGCAGCUGAACCCUAGUUGGAUUCUUAUGCGAAGUGGUAACCUUGGAAUCCCUACUAUCAGUGAAUGGCUAAACAGUGUUUUGGUGCCUGGAGGCAGAGUUGGCAUUGAUCCGUUUCUAUUUUCUUCUGCUGCUGCAGAGGAAUUGAAGGAGGCUAUAGGGCAGAAGAAUCAUGAGUUAGUUUACUUGUACGAUUUUAAUCUUGUGGAUGCUAUAUGGAAGGAAUCAAGGCCAAAGCCUCCGAACAAACCUAUUAGAGUACAUGACCUGAAAUAUGCUGGAUUAGAUGUGGCAUCAAAACUAUCUUCCCUGCGGUCUGAACUUGUUGAUGCUGGUUCGUCUGCCAUUAUAAUAUCAAUGCUUGAUGAAAUCGCCUGGCUGCUAAAUUUGAGAGGAAGUGAUGUUCCACAUUCCCCUGUUAUGUAUGCCUACUUAAUUGUGGAAACGGCCAAAGCAAAAUUAUUUAUAGAUGAUUCUAAAGUUACCACAGACGUGAUGAAUCACUUGAAGAAUGCCGGUGUAGAGUUGAGGCCAUAUGAUUCCAUCCUUUCUGAAAUAAAAAGUUUGGCAGCUCAAGGUGCUCGACUUUGGUUGGAUCCUUCCUCUGUUAAUGCUGCUAUUAUGAACACCUAUAAGAUUGCCAAUGAAAGAUAUCUUGAAAGUAUUGAGAAUAAGAAGAAGAGUAAGACUAAGAUGUAUGGUGACACCAAUGGUCAGUCUGGAGGACCCACUGGGGUUUUGAAGACAUCUCCUGUCGCUGUUGCAAAGGCAUUGAAAAAUUCUGCUGAGUUAGAAGGAAUGCGAAACUCUCAUUUAAGGGAUGCUGCUGCGUUGGCACAGUUUUGGGUCUGGCUGGAAGAAGAACUUCAUAAUGGUGUGAAACUAACAGAGGUAGAUGUUGCAGACAAACUUCUUGAAUUCCGUUCAAAGCAGGCUGGUUUUAUAGAUACUAGCUUCGAUACCAUAAGUGGUUCCGGUGCAAAUGGUGCUAUCAUACACUACAAACCAGAAACAGACAAUUGUAGUGUUGUGGACUCGAAUAAACUUUUCCUAUUAGACAGUGGAGCUCAAUAUGAGGAUGGAACAACUGACAUAACUAGGACAGUGCACUUUGGCGAACCUACUGCUCGGCAGAAAGAAUGCUUCACCCGAGUUUUACAGGGUCAUAUAGCUCUUGAUCAGGCAGUAUUCCCUGAAAGUACUCCUGGUUUUGUAUUGGAUCCUUUUGCCCGUUCUUUCCUUUGGAAGAUUGGACUUGAUUACCGACAUGGAACUGGACAUGGUGUGGGAGCUGCACUGAAUGUUCAUGAGGGUCCCCAAAGUAUUAGCUAUAGAUAUGGAAAUAUGACUCCCUUAAUGGAAGGCAUGAUUGUCAGCAACGAACCUGGCUAUUAUGAAGACCAUGCCUUUGGCAUUCGCAUUGAGAAUCUUCUUUACAUUAAAGAGGUCGACACACCCAAUCGUUUUGGAGGAACUGCAUAUCUGGGAUUUGAAAAACUCACAUUUGUCCCCAUACAGACGAAAUUGGUUGAUUUAUCAUUGCUUUCCGUUGCGGAGAUUGAUUGGCUUAAUGAUUACCAUUCUCAAGUCUGGGAGAAGGUUUCACCAUUGCUGGAUGGUUCCGCUGGACAAUGGCUUUGGAACAACACACGGCCACUCUGAUUUUCCUUCUGCA
Messenger RNA from Pistacia vera, 2174 nucleotides. Its product is annotated as aminopeptidase P2-like. Gene Ontology annotation, molecular function: metalloaminopeptidase activity. The record is from RefSeq and is a predicted model, not a curated record. The transcript has 13 exons. Lineage: Eukaryota; Viridiplantae; Streptophyta; Magnoliopsida; Sapindales; Anacardiaceae. The coding region runs from base 41 to 2161 and encodes 706 amino acids.